Tinamus guttatus (white-throated tinamou) is the source of this 3407-nucleotide messenger RNA. It is a transcript of the gene TMC3, whose product is annotated as transmembrane channel like 3. The record is from RefSeq and is a predicted model, not a curated record. Lineage: Eukaryota; Metazoa; Chordata; Aves; Tinamiformes; Tinamidae. Gene Ontology annotation, cellular component: plasma membrane. Gene Ontology annotation, molecular function: mechanosensitive monoatomic ion channel activity.
AUGGCAGCAGUAACGGCGUCCGCUGCCGCGGGGAAGAGCGCAAAGUCCUGCAAGAAGUACCGCACGGUGAAGCGGCACGCGAGCAUCUACACCUACCAGGAGCCGCCCCACAGUAACUCGGACAACGAUUAUGGCGAGGAGAAGGCUGACAGCCACGACCCGGAGCAGAUCUUUCAAAACAUACAGUACCAGAAGGAGAUUAUGUCCAACAUCCGCUGCAGGCCGUGGCCGAUGAGGCAGAAACUGAGGGCGCUCAGACAAGCUAAAGAGAUUGUGCUAAAGUAUGAAGGAAGACUCACUAGAACAAGAGGGUACCAAGCAGCUGGUGCCGAGCUUUGGAGGAAGUUUCUUCGACUCGCAUAUAAUUUUGUGGUGAUAUUCAUUCCUUGGGAAAUGAGAAUAAAGAAAAUAGAGAGUCAUUUUGGGUCUGGAGUGGCCUCUUACUUCAUCUUCUUGAGAUGGCUGUUUGGAAUCAAUAUUGUACUUACCAUAAUGACAGGAGCAUUUGUAGUCUUACCAGAGCUACUGGCCGGAGAACCGUUUGGCACCACAGUCAGCAAGACCAUUCCCAAGGAGCGUAUUGCAUCUGCUCAGGAUCUGGACACCAUCUGGUCACUGGGGGGCUACCUCCAGUACUCGGUUUUGUUUUAUGGCUACUACGGUUGUGACAGGAAGAUUGGGAAGGCUGGGUACAGGCUGCCUCUUGCUUACUUCCUUGUUGGAAUGGCAGUGUUUGCUUACAGCUUUAUCAUUCUCUUAAAAAAAAUGGCAAAAAACUCAAGAAUGAGCUUAGCGAGUGCCUCUGAUGAAAAUUAUACUUUCUGCUGGAGACUGUUCUGUGCCUGGGACUACUUAAUAGGAAACCCUGAGGCUGCAGAAAGCAAAGCUGCUGCAAUAGUUAAUAGCAUUAGGGAAGCUAUAUUGGAAGAGCAGGAGAAGAAGAAAAGCAAAAACCUGGCUGUGACUAUAAGCUUAAGGAUUAUUGCAAACAUCCUUGUGCUGCUGUCCCUUGCUGGAAGUAUUUACAUCAUUUACUUCGUUGUGGAUCGAUCCCAAAGGUUAGAGCGCACCAAAAAGGAAUUGACUCUUUGGGAAAAAAAUGAGGUAAGCGUAGUUGUGUCGCUGAUCACAAUGAUUGCACCCUCUGCUUUUGAACUUGUGGCAGCUUUAGAGAUGUAUCAUCCAAGGACCACUCUUCGUUUUCAGCUUGCCAGGGUUCUUGUUCUGUAUCUGGGAAACCUCUACAGUUUAAUCAUUGCCCUUCUGGACAAAGUGGACAGUAUGAGUGUCACUGACUCUGAAGUUAACAGCAAUGCAAGUAAUUCUACUGCCUUCUUAGCAACCAAAACUCUUCCUGACAAAGACAACUUAUCUACAACUAUUCCUGGUGUACAAAUUAAGGGAAACAGCAGUGUAACACUGGAAGACAGACGCACCCAAAACUUGACAGGUUCUGACUCGGUUAACAAAACAAUUUCUUUUGACUAUAAUAAUCCGAAUCCACAGGAUCAGUGCUGGGAGACAUAUGUUGGUCAAGAAAUGCUGAAGCUGUCAAUUAUCGACAUGAUUUUCACAGUUGCGAGCAUCUUGCUAAUAGAUUUUUUCCGUGGACUCUUUGUCCGGUAUUUAAGCGAUUGUUGGUGUUGGGAUCUAGAAAGCAAAUUUCCAGAAUAUGGAGAAUUCAAAAUUGCAGAGAAUGUACUUCAUUUGGUCUACAACCAAGGAAUGAUCUGGAUGGGAGCCUUCUUUUCACCUUGCUUACCUGCAUUCAAUGUUCUCAAAUUGAUCGGACUCAUGUACCUGCGGAGCUGGGCUGUAUUAACGUGCAAUGUGCCGCAUCAGCAGGUUUUCAGAGCGUCCCGAUCCAAUAAUUUCUACUUGGCCAUGUUGCUGUUCAUGUUGUUCUUAUGCAUGUUACCAACAAUUUUUGCUAUCGCUCGAUAUAAGCCAUCUUUAAGCUGUGGUCCCUUCAGGGGACAAGAAAAAAUAUAUGAUAUUGUUUCAGAAACAAUUCAAAACGAUUUUCCUGCAUGGUUCAACACAGUGAUUACAUAUAUCAGCAGUCCUGUGGUUGUCCUCCCUGCACUGCUACUUCUAUUCAUGCUAAUUUACUACCUACAAAGUAUUGCAAGAUCAUUGAAAUUCACCAACAAUCAACUGAGAAUGAAGAUACAAACAGAAAGAACUGAAGAUAAGAAAAAGGUGGUUCAAAUGGCAGUAGCCAGAAUGCAGAGCAUGGAUGGGAAUGACAAGAGACCAGAGCAAGAAAGUGAUAUUAUUAGUCAAGAGUCUUCAGUUCGGUCGUCAACUCCCCGAAAAAAUGGCAGUGUCUUGAACUUCGAAUCUCCCGUGAGCAAAGGCACGAGAAUACAAACCAUUUCCCAGUCUGUUGCCCAAACUGUGCCCUCAGCUGAUGCAGCAAGGCCUAUCAAUGCAACUCCGACUACUCCAACCUCUUUAACACCCGCUCCCUCAGUGCCGAGUGUACAGAAGCCAAGAAGUGACCACAUCACAAACAGGUACACAAGCAUUGUGCAUGGGAGUGCAGGUGAGCUUUGCAAAACAAAGCCCUACACACCAGUCACUUUCAAAAAGCACGUUGAAGAUGUUCACUCUGAGCCUCUCUUCAGAAAGGGCAUUCGACAGGUAAAUCCAGAUGCUCUUGGGGCAGGAGCUCCUGUUUUUGUGGGACGUAGGCCAUAUGCUACCAGAUAUUUUCUUGUUAAUGAACACGAGUCCCGCAAAAAGCUGCUCCGUUCUACCUCCCGACUCCCAAGGCGCUUCCGAAUGGAUGAGGCGGGAGAUAUUAUUGAGUUGUAUCCGCGCAAUGUCAGAAGAUACGUGGUUCGGACACCACACCAGAUGUAUUCCCCCCAUCCCAGUGAGGAGGAGGAUGAUGAAGAGGAUUUGAGGAGAGACUUAGUGAGCAGAAGCCAUCGUCCCCGCUCACUGUCUGAUCUUCGCCCAGCACCCCGCUUUUACAUUGGGGAACAUGCUGAUGGCCACGUUCUUAUGGGCAAGGAUAUAGCCAAGGUGCAUUACAAAUCCUGGGAUGAUGGCUUUGAGCUAGAUGUGGAUAGGCCCCCAUACGCUUACAAAAAAGUACACCUGAAAAAUGUUGAAGUUGACCAGCACUAUCCUGAGCAACGUGUGAAACCUAAGUCAAAGCAUAAACUAGAACAAUCUCCGACAGAAUCUGAUUCCAUGUCCAUUGAAUCUAGCAGCGAUCCGCAGAACAGCGGCAAUGACCAAUACAUCCAGGUCAUUCACAGCAAGGAAAAAUACCUGAAACCUGGAGCAAAGCUCACAAAAAAGAAAUCAAAAAACAGUGUUGAUCUAGAUACAUCUGAGCCUAAUGAACUGGUAUGCUCAAAUGUCUGAGAGCUCCAUGUCAUCUUUGUGCUUUG